AAUUCAGUCGCCAUGCCCCCCAAGAAGGUUGAACCUGUCACGGACAAUGUCGUCGCUUUCGGCAGGGUUCGCAAGAACCUAAAGAUGGGAUGCGUUGGCCUUCCCAAUGUGGGAAAGUCGAGUCUAUUCAACCUCUUGACCGAGCAGAGCGCCGCUGCUGAGAACUACCCCUUUUGUACGAUUGAGCCCAAUGAGGCGAGAUGUGCUGUUCCCGACGCUCGAUAUGACUUUCUCUGUGACCUUUGGAAGCCCCCAUCCAUGUACCCCGCGUUUCUGCAGGUCACCGACAUUGCUGGUCUGAUCAAGGGCGCUUCCCAAGGAGAGGGACUUGGAAAUGCCUUUUUGUCUCAUAUCCAAGCUGUUGAUGGCAUGUUCCACGUUGUCAGAGCAUUCGAUAACGAUCAAGUUUUGCACGUCGAUGACUCCAUCGAUCCCGUCCGUGACUUGAAUACCAUCCAAAGCGAGCUUUGCAAGAAGGAUCUCGACAUUCUGGACAAGCAAAUCGUCGCUGAGGAACUGAUUGUUAAAAAGGCCGGCGGCAAAUACAAGAUGCUGCCUCUCUUCACAGAGACAACAACCAAGAUCCGAGCAAUGCUGGAGAAGGAUCAGCCAGUCAGAGACGGAACCUGGACACCGGCCGAGAUUGCCCUCAUCAACGAGAAGAUCCAGCUAAUCACCACCAAGCCCGUUAUCUACCUCGUCAACUUGACCAUGAAGGACUACCUCAGACAGAAGUGCAAGUACCUGCCGGCCAUUGCCAAGUGGGUCACCGAGCACGGAGGUGUUCCCCGAGACAUCAUCCCCUUCUCUAUCGAGUUUGAAGAGAAGCUCUACAGCAUGAAGGAUGACCCAGAUGCGCAGGCCAAGUUCCUGGAGGAGAGCAAGGUCAAGUCGAAGUUGGACAAGAUCAUCACUGAAGGUUUCACGAAGCUUGGUCUCCAAUACUACUUCACCGCUGGUGAGAAGGAGAUCAGAUGCUGGACUAUCCCAAGAGGGUGUCUGGCACCUCAAGCUGCUGGAGCUAUCCACAGCGACUUCGAGAGGGGUUUCAUCAAGGCUGAGGUGGUCGCCUACCAAGACUUCUACGAUCUCUGUGAAGGCGGCAAGUCCAUGGGCCCAAUCAAGGCCGCCGGAAAAUAUCGACAAGAAGGAAAGUCUUAUGUUGUCCAAGACGGAGACAUCAUCCACUUCCAAUUCAAUGUUUCAAACAAGAAAUAG
This is a messenger RNA of Fusarium keratoplasticum, 1218 nucleotides long. RefSeq lists its product as uncharacterized. The transcript has 9 exons. The coding region runs from base 13 to 1218 and encodes 401 amino acids. Gene Ontology annotation, molecular function: GTP binding; ATP binding; ATP hydrolysis activity. The record is from RefSeq and is a predicted model, not a curated record. Gene Ontology annotation, cellular component: cytoplasm. NCBI's taxonomy places the organism in Eukaryota, Fungi, Ascomycota, Sordariomycetes, Hypocreales, Nectriaceae.